Molecule: messenger RNA, 1518 nt
Organism: Stylonychia lemnae
Lineage: Eukaryota; Ciliophora; Spirotrichea; Sporadotrichida; Oxytrichidae
Source: the annotation of a GenBank genome assembly
AUGGAAAAGAAAAAUUAUUACGCAGUCAUUGGAGCUGGCCCAGUGGGUUAUGUAUUGUCAAUUUUGCUAGCUCUAAGAGGAUUCAAAGUUGAGUUAUUUGAGAAGAGACCUGAUCCAUUAACCACCUCUUAAUCUGGUGAAUGGAGAUCCACAAACCUUAAGAUUAUUAAAAGAUCCUAUCCUGCUCUUAGAAGAGUUGGAGUUUUUGAAGAAUUUUUAAAUUACUCAAUAGAAAUGUUCUAAAUAAAGACUAUCUUGCAAAAUUAAGAUGAGUUUGAGAUACUUUUUAGGGGCAAUCUUCCUGGGAGCACUUCUUAUUCAAUAAAUAGAGUAGAGAUAUAAGAGAUUCUCGCUAGAAGGAUUCAAGAUUUUUAGGACAAUAUUAUAGUUCAUUACAACGCUUGCAUCUCAAAUGUUCAGAUUGAUUAAUAAAGUUUUGAUGUUAAGUACUCAGAUGGAAAAAUAGAGACAAAAAGAGGUUAUGAAAUGGUUUUUGGUACUGAUGGCAUUCACUCAGCUGUUUAGCAAGCCUUCCUAACUAAACCUGGAUUUAGCUAUUCAAGAGAGUAUAAUGGAUAUGGUUAUACAGAGCUUUAAAUUCCUGCUUUGGAGACUUAAGAAGGUAGUAAAUUUAGAAUUUAGUAAAAUACAUUUUUUCAUUGGCCAAGAAAUAAUGUAGAUGUCCAUAUGUGGGGCCUACCAAACUUCGCUGGGGAUAUCAAUAUAGGUCUAUUUAUGAAAGUUACUGGGGAGCACUCAUUUGAGUAUUUUAAGAAAUCAGGAUUUGAUGUAUUUCAGAAAUUCAUGUUUGAAUAUUUUCCUGAUUCAAAAUUACUCAUGCCUAAUAUGAAAGAUUAUUUUGAUAAAUGCAAUUUGACUCGAAUAGUAACAAUGAAAUGUGGACCUUGGAAAUUCGGAAAUUUCUAGCUAGUUGGUGAAUCAGCACAUGCCUAGAAUCCUUUUGGAGGGUUGGGUUUCAAUGCUAGCAUGGAGGAAUGUGUAAUGAUAGAUGAUUUAAUUGAUAAGUACUAAUGUGAUUGGAAUCUUAUCUGUGAUGACCUAUAUAAAAGUAGAAAGCUUACUGCUGACAAAAUGAAUGAAUUUGGUGAUUAGUAAUUUACUCUCUACAAAGACUAACUAUAUGAUGAACCAGUAUAAAUAAGUUUGAUACUUUAAGAUUACCUCAGUAGAGUUUACAGCGACAUCUUUCAAUCUUCGAGUUAAUUCAUAAGAUUUGAUGAUAAAGACUUCUUAGAAUGCUUGAAAUUUAUUCCAGUUGAAAACCAAUUAAUUGAUGAUCUUGUUAAGCUAAUACCUGAUAUUUUGGAUUUAGCUAAAACUAGUAGAUUUGAUUAACGAGUUUUUGAAAUUGUUGAUAAAUACAGAAAUUUAACUGAGUUGGCUUCAUUUAAGAAUUAAAAGUCAAAUAUAAAAAUAGACAAGUAAAAUGGAUAUGCUUUUGAAAACUUAUUUGCAAAGUACAUGUCCUCAUAUAAAUAAUACACACCUGAAAUUUGA